AUGCUUUAAAAGCCCUUCUAAUUUGAUUUAUAGAUGUUCUCAUAAAAAUUUGAGUUUAACAAUAAAGAAAUAAUUGGAAAAGGUUUUGAUUCUAUUGUCUAUAAGGUCACUAAUAAAUAGGAUAAAGAUUAAUAUGCAUUGAAGUUAACAAGUUUUAAAGAUAUGUAACACAGAUUUAAUUUUUAACAGGAAAUACGACUCUUAUAUCAUUUGAAUCAUGAACACAUAGUAAAUUUUUUUGGAAACUCAAUGGAUGGUAGUUGUAUAUUGAUUGAAUAUAUGCCUCAUGGUAAUCUUGUAAAAUUGAUUGAUCUAUAACUUGACUUAAAGAUUAUAAAAUCAAUUUUAAAUUAGAUAAUGAGUGCUGUAAAAUAUUUACAUUAAAUGAAUAUUGUACAUGGUGAUAUUAAACCUGAAAAUGCGCUUAUUUCAAGAGAUUUCAUAAUAAAACUUUGUGAUUUUGGAUUUGCAAUUAUACAAAAUUAACCAAAUACAAAAUUAAGAGGAGGAAGUGAAGGUUAUACUGGUCCUGAAGUAGGUGCAAAUGAUGAUUAUGAUGCUAAAAAGUGUGAUAUGUUUUCGUUGGGAGUGGUCUUUUUUGUUUUGUAUAUAGGAUAUCGACCAUUCUUAAGUACACAUCCAUAAAGAUAGGAUAAAUUUUGGAAUUAUAUAAAAAAUAAAGAAUGGGAUAAAUUUUGGAAGAUUUUCGAAGCAAAAAAACCAGAUGUUGGAUUUAAGAAUUAUAUAUAAAAAUUAUUGUGUGCUGAUCCAAAUGAGAGAUACACAAUUGAAGAAGCUUUAUAAGAUGAUUGGUUUAAAAGCAAUCAAUACUCUAUAUCAUAAUUAGCCCAAUAACUUAGUAUACAUUUAACUAAAUAAUGA
Molecule: messenger RNA, 882 nt
Organism: Paramecium pentaurelia
Lineage: Eukaryota; Ciliophora; Oligohymenophorea; Peniculida; Parameciidae
Source: the annotation of a GenBank genome assembly